Molecule: messenger RNA, 786 nt
Organism: Ochlerotatus camptorhynchus
Lineage: Eukaryota; Metazoa; Arthropoda; Insecta; Diptera; Culicidae
Exons: 1
Coding region: 1-786 (261 amino acids)
Molecular function (GO): nucleic acid binding
Source: RefSeq, a predicted model, not a curated record
AUGCCGCUACAAGCUUCUCCACCGAGCGACAUCUUCUCGCUCCACUCGUCGCUCUUAAGCCUAGUUCGUCUGGUGGUCUGGAUUCGCCGAUUUCGCCACAAUGCCCAGAGAGCUAACCGAACUUCCAGGAAGUUCGGGUACAUCGGAACGCAGGAGUAUGAAGAUGCACUCAAGGACUUGGUUCGACUGUCGCAAAAGGAAUGCUUCCCGCAGGAGAUAGCAAGUUUGUCCCGGGAGGUGCAGGUUCAAGAUUCGACCAGGAUAUCAUCGUUGAAUCCUCAGCUCCAUGAGGGCAUCGUUCGCAUUGGCGGUCGGCUGCAGAAUGCGCCGGUUUCGGAGAGUCGCCAUCCUCUCGCUACACUGGUAAUUCGGCAUUACCACUUGAAGAUGCUUCACUCCGGGCAACAAGUUCUGAUCGCAAGCAUACGAGAAAGGUUUUGGAUCACGAACAUCCGCAACAUUGCACGACGAAUCCUGCACGAAUGCAUCACCUGCUUUCGAAACAAUCCCCGAUGUCAACAACAGUUGAUGGCCGAGCUUCCACCGGAAAGAGUAACUCCAGCACCACCAUUCAUGAAGGUGGGUGUGGAUUACUGCGGCUCGUUCUUGGUCACCUAUCCACAACGUCGUAGUCCUCCCGUGAAGUGCUAUAUUUCUGUAUUCGUGUGCCUCGUCACCAAGGCAGUACACAUUGAACUUGUCGCUGAUCUCACCACGAAAGUAUUUCUAGCAGCACUGAAACGCUUCACCGCUCGUCGUGGACGUCCAGCGUUGAUUGCGCUUUGA